Molecule: messenger RNA, 351 nt
Organism: Plasmopara halstedii
Lineage: Eukaryota; Oomycota; Peronosporomycetes; Peronosporales; Peronosporaceae
Exons: 1
Coding region: 1-351 (116 amino acids)
Source: RefSeq, a predicted model, not a curated record
AUGGCUGGUGUCUUUGUCCCAAAGGGGCUUAAGGGAGUAGACUUGUACACCAGUUUAGUGCACGCAAUCUGUACCAACAUAGAACGUCCUCUAAUAAUUCUUUGUCAAAAGGGUCAAAUGGUGCUGAAGUGCGGAGAGGAAACCUGGAGCGAAAUUCCUAUCGAUGCCCCGAUUCUGACACUUCGAAUUCAGAUUAGUCACUUCAUGUCGUGUGAACGCUUUGAUCUUAACUUUAGGCUAUUGUUACUACAAGAUGUAAAUUCGAGCCCCAUCAGCAUCUGCAUUCAAGCUUCUCCAGUUUAUAACGGCAAAGUAAAUGUACUGUUCACGCAAAAGGGCUUUUUGCAAUGA